AUGACAUUCGCUACUGAAGAUCUUAGCAUCCAGCCGGGCGUUCUGCGGACACCCAAGUCUGGCUAUAAUGUUGCUCAGAAGCCCUGCGCUACGUUUCUACCCACACCGAUCUCAGAGAAGAGUAGCCGUGGUGUGCUAUCCGUACUAGACUCUAACAAGAUCUCUUGGAUGUCACCAGCGUCGACAGUAUCGACUACGUCGUCUCCGGCAGGGUUCAACGACAUGUGGGAUUUACCCGAGACGCCCACUAAGCGGACGACCAGCGCUUCUCCACGAAGUAUCCUGACGCCUUUCACGCCUCCAACACCCCCUGAUUCUUCUAAAAAGCUGCUUUUCACCCCAAUCUCCAAGCCUAUUUUCGGCGUUGGAGUGACUCCCGCGAUUCCCAAGCCCUUUUUCCAGGAAAAGGAGACAGCGGCACAGGAUGACCCUUUCCAACCGAAGUUGUUCCGAGGCGUCACGUUGGUGCUUGAAGAGAUCUCCAAGGCAAGCGUCGCAGUUGCUACCGUCAAAUACAGCAGCAACCCCACGUUCGUGUUUACGCAGAAUACCAGUGUCAGUUCACGAACACGUUCCAAGACAGCCUCCACCACACCAAUCGCUUCAGCUAUACAUACCGCUAUCCACAAAGAGACAAGCAGCAUUGGAUCGCCCCGAGGCCAUAUUCAUCCACCUGUGAAGAGCAAAUUCGCCAAGCUGCUGGAACAGCUCAUACCACACGAUCUCCAUUCGAGGCUCGCCAGCGCUCCGGGCUGCUGCGCCGCAUCCCUCGUAAAGAGCCCCUCUCAACGAUGCAGUUACUCGGCAAAGCCUCAGGAAUCGCGUCGCGAUGUUGUUAGCGCUGUUAAGGAUAUAGCGAAGUUCAAGAGACAAGAAGACUACCGCCGUAUGAUACGCCGUGUCAAGACGAUCGUGCAGUCAGUCAUGUGCAACAAGCAUCAGGGCACGGCGUUGAACGAAAUUGAAGGUGGAUCCAGGAUAUCGCAACUACGCAACAAGCUUGAAGACAGGACACUCAUGACGAACCAGGACUACUCGACUCUCACGCAAUGGGUUGACACAAUCAGCGACCUUGAAGCGUCUACAAACCGUGCUGCUGGACCUACGACCAUUGCAAUAUCAUCCAAGCCAGCUAUACAAGUCAAGCGGGUAUCAAAGCCCAAGUUCAAGGUUUCAACCACUGAGACGACUGUUCGCUUCUCCUUCUCAUGCUCAUCGGGUUUCAUACCUUAUCAACCAAAGAAAGUCCGGAAGCUCUCCGUGUUCUCUGCACUUUACGACACGGCCACCUCUCCGUUGGGUCCCAAAGACAUGGAGUCGGGCUUUGUGUACCUAUUCUGGGACAAGGCGUAUUUCGGUGUAGUGAAGAUUGGGUACACCAAUGAUCUAGCGACGCGGCUAAAGGCCUGGAAUAGAGACUGCAAGCGACAACAUGAUUAUCACUCCAGCGCAGAAAUCCAGGUUGAGAUGCCACAUAUGCAGCGCGUCGAGCAGCUCAUACACACUGAGCUGAAGGAGUGUAGACUGCGAAGACGGUGUGAAGGCUGCGGUAGGCUGCACAGAGAAUGGUUUGAAGCCAGUCAAGCGCAUGUAGUCAAGGUCAUGAAGAAGUGGCGGGAGUGGAUUCAGCAACAUCCCUACGUGAAAGACGAAGAGUCGGGUGAGUGGGUACUCAAGCCUGGGAUGCUUGCUUCUCUUGAGCAGAUGUGUGAGCCACUGCCGCAAGACGUGGUCACUCAGAAGUCUCAAAGGAAGAGUGGGGGUAUGCAACGCGGCUCACAGAAGAGGAAGAGCCCUCGCCGAACGAUGUAA
Messenger RNA from Alternaria arbusti, 1812 nucleotides. RefSeq lists its product as uncharacterized. The record is from RefSeq and is a predicted model, not a curated record. The transcript is spliced from 2 exons. Bases 1 to 1812 code for a protein of 603 amino acids. NCBI's taxonomy places the organism in Eukaryota, Fungi, Ascomycota, Dothideomycetes, Pleosporales, Pleosporaceae.